CUAACGGGACGAAUAACGUGCAGCAUGUGGAGCAAAGCAGCUGUUCUAGGUUCGAACAUCCUGGAGGUAGCCUGUCAGGGACCGUUAGCCUACGUCAAUUGUAGACAGCUCCAGCAGCUGGAAACGAGCAGCCUCCAAGCUUCUGCGGGUCCAUCCUGCCCUCGACGUUACGACCUGUUUCAAUCCUUGCUCAUUACUUUCUCUUUAACGAACCACCAGCUGACGACGACUCCACAACCGCCCGCAUUAUGAGCAAUUGACCGCCCACGCCACUCACUCCUCCAACACCGCCUCUCACACGCAACCCGCGCCACACACUAGCCCGUCCCGCCCACACCACGCAACGCCGCAAUGUCAGGCGUCGAAGACAUCGAAGGUGCGCGCCGGUCGCACAAGAAGCCAUACUCUGCGCAUAAUCCUAUACCGACCAUUCAGGGAUAUCGCGAAGAGCAGCAACGGCGACAGGACCAAUACGGCAUCUCAGACGCGGAGGAAGAAACCGAAGACGGACGGAGUAGGCGCGAGCGGAUCAGCGAUGCGUACGAUGCCUUCACACAUGGCGCCUCACAACACAUCGAGGGUGACCAGCCCUACGCCGCAGAAAAUAAGAAUAUCCACAGGGAAAGAGAAGAGGCCCCGGACCAUGCUGGGCACACGGCGACGGAGAACAACAAGCAGCUGCCCCAAGAUCAAGACUCUGAUGCCGUGGCCGAAGACACCACUGAGGGUGUCAUGACCGAACAAGAUCCCAAAAAGGCGCGGAAGUCCAUGAAGAAGUUCAAUGCCGACGGCACGGAACGGGAGGUCACAGAUCCCGUGACACAUUUGCCCGUCAAAAUUCACGACUUCACAGACAAGGAUCUCAAGAGCACAGCAGAGAACGAACCGCCAUCAGGGAUUGAGCCAAAGACUCGGACCGGCACUGGUGGGAUGGAGAAGACAGAUGAAAUGCUCGAGGAUGACCGGCAGGACUCACAAAACUCGCACAAAGCAAUGCAGGUCCUGUUCCCACCUCCCGAGUUCGAUGAUACACGGCAAGAGAUCACAACGGUCUAUAGGCGAGCUGUGGAAUUUGGACUUGGGAUGAUCACUGUUGGCCUAUUGGGCGUACGAGCGCUGUUCUGGUUCACGCGCAACUCGUCUGGCUGGACCAAGCAGUUCUUCCACUUGAUUGAGCUUGCAUUUUCAGCAGGAAUUGCUGUAGGCACUAUCCUCUUCAUGAGACAGUGGACCGACAACAAGAUCAAGAACGUAUGGGACGUUGAAGUAUGGCAGGCAGAGCGCCAGAAAGGACGCAAGCUGGCCAAGAGCGAGACCGCCGAAAGUACGCAGUGGCUCAAUUCGCUCAUGGCAUCCAUUUGGCCCCUUGUCAACCCUGACUUGUUCACCAGCAUCUCCGACACUCUGGAGGAUGUUAUGCAGGCCUCUUUGCCAAGCAUGGUCCGAAUGGUUGCAGUUGAAGAUCUUGGUCAGGGUAGUGAAGCCCUUCGCCUUCUGGGAGUGCGAUGGCUGCCGACUGGUGCGGCUGCAAGAUCGGUUGACGCUGACGGACAAUUGAAGACCGCCAAUGAAGAAAAGGGAGAUAGGACUGUUGUUGACGAUGGCGAGAGUGGAGGCGACACCCCACAGGAUAGUAUGGAGGCAGAAGAGGGCGACUUCGUCAAUAUGGAAAUCGGGUUUGCAUACAGACCAGCGUCCGGCCACGGCAUCAAGUCAAGAGCGAACAAUGCCCACCUUUACCUUGCAUUCUAUCUUCCUGGCAACAUCAAGCUUCCUGUCUGGGUCGAGCUCUCCGGUAUGGUUGGCGUAAUGCGCAUUCGACUACAGCUCUGCCCCGAUCCUCCGUUCUUCUCUGUCUGCACACUUUCGUUCUUGGGUCAGCCCAAAGUGAACCUCUCUUGCGUGCCCCUCAUUAAGAAAGGCCCCAAUCUUAUGGAUGUACCGCUUAUCUCGAGUUUCGUACAAUCGUCCAUAGAUGCCGCACUGGCUGAGUACGUGGCACCGAAGUCGCUGACACUCAAUCUGAAGGACAUGAUGAUGGGUGACGAUUUCAAGAAAGACACAGUUGCACAAGGUAUACUGGUAGUGCGUAUCCAUCAUGCAUUUGACUUCAAGGAGGGCGAUGCUGGGCUGGGUCCACUCAAAAAAGGGUCCGCAGACCCGUACAUCACAGUGGGUUGGGCCAAGUUCGGCAAGCCUAUGUGGUCCACUCGUGUCCUGCAGAAAAAUAUGGAACCGUACUGGAACGAGGAAUGUUACAUCCUGGUUACUCCCGAUGAAUUGAACGUCGACGAGCGUUUGAGGGUGCAGCUGUGGGACUCCGACCGGACGACUGCUGAUGAUGAUCUUGGCCGUAUUGAGUUGGAUCUCAAAGGGAUCAUGAGAGGCCCCGAGACCAACGGUAAGAUGCAAGAUCGCGAAGAUGGCUUCAAGGCCCUGAAAGCGGGUGAAGGCAUGCCAGGCAAGCUUGCUUGGAGUGUCGGAUAUUACUCGAAGACCAGAAUCACAGACGACCAGCUGGAGAUACAAAAAGAGGACCCCGAAGUCAAUACCAUUGACCAACUGAAAAAGAAGUCAUUUGCGGAGGCAGAAAACAAGCUGCGCGAGGCCAGCAUUGAUCAUCAGCACGAAGUCGAGCAGCAGAAGAAAGAAGAUUUCCAAGGGCGCCAAGACGAGCUCAUCAUUGCAUCACCGCCAGCGCAACACUAUCCCUCUGGCAUUCUCAGCGUACAAAUCCAUCAGAUUACCGGCCUGGAGCUUGAGACACUAAACAAGAAGAAGGGUGACAAGAACGCUGAAGCCAGCGAUGAAGAGGAGCAAGGCGGCGAUCUACCAUCAUCGUACUGCACCAUCAUCAUCAACCACAAGAAAGUUUUCAAGACACGCACAAAGCCAAAGAACUCGAAGCCCUUCUUCAACGCCGGCUGUGAGCGUUUUAUUCGAGACGUACACAAUACCGAGGUUCACAUUGCCGUCCGUGACGCUCGAGUACACGAAGACGAUUCUCUGCUCGGCAUUAUCUAUCUUCCGCUUGAGAAGGUGUUCAAGGAAAGAAGCCAGGUUGUGUCCAUCUACCCGCUGGCUGGUGGAGUUGGCUAUGGACGCGCCCGCGUCUCCCUGGUCUUCCGCAGCUUGCAGGUGAAGCUGCCACGCGAGCUUCAAGGCUGGGAAUACGGCACGCUGGACAUCAAGCCUGUCGUGAAGGCCAUAGAUGUGCCUCAAGAUCUAGCGCCCUUGAGGUUGAAGGUCACGACGAACCUCGGUAAGGGCAAGCUCCAUUCAAGGGGCAGGGAUGGUAAGGUCAGACAGCAGGAUGAGGGCGGCACCAUGUGGAAAUCGCGAGGAGAUCGCGCCAUCCGCCUCCCGGUGAAGUCACGUUAUGCCUCACCGCUAGUCGUCGAGUUCCGCCAGGACGCAACUCUACGGGAUCACAGCCCAGCCUUUGGCAUCCUAUGGCUCAAGGAUCUCGUUGACAACGAAGAACAAACCGUCCGCCUCGACGUCUGGAAGGGCGAUCUGAAUCGCGCUAGGCACAACAUACUCGACAGCUAUGGCGAGAAGCUGGGCCAGAUCGAGAUGACACUAACCUUUUGGUCGGGGCUAUCAGGCUACCACGAUGACUAUGCAAAGGGUGACAAGCACCUCUUGAACGUCAUGGAGGUCCUCGACGUCUGCAACGACCAGGAGUACUCCGACUGGGACGAAACCAAUGGUUCCGGCGCACCCAACAUCCAGAGCUCCAAUAGCGACAACGACUCUUCUUCCUCGUCAUCUGAUACCGAGGAUGAGGACAAAUCCACGAUGCAGAAAAUCACUCCGGAUUUUUUGCAGAAACACAAGAAAACGGACAGCAAGCUCAGUGACGACGGCAAGAGAGGGACGCUGGAUCAGAUAAAGGAUUACAAGCAGCAUAACAAGGAUCUGCAUCGCAAGAAUAGGGGAUUGAUGCAGUGGAAGGGACCGAGAACGUUGGCGUGGAUGAAGCACACUGCAGACCGGGGAAAGAACAAGGUCAAGGAGAUGGUGCAUCAUAAGGAGAGGGGUGGGGGUGGGGGAAUUGAGACGGAGGCUUAGUUCACAUGUCGUUGAAGUUGAAAGGUUUAGCGUGAGCGUUUGGCGUUGUAGGUACCAAGUCGUUGAUGAUGAUCAACCAGCCGUCCGUCUUUGGAACCGCAGGCGUGUCCUUAAAAAGAAACAUGCUUUGAAUAUACAAGUAAUUGAAAGGAUCAUAAUGGCUGCAGCGUUAAAAUAGUCUUCUACACAGUACACUGAAUACUUCCUCGAG
Boeremia exigua is the source of this 4285-nucleotide messenger RNA. Its product is annotated as meiotically up-regulated gene 190 protein. The transcript is spliced from 2 exons. Gene Ontology annotation, molecular function: lipid binding. Lineage: Eukaryota; Fungi; Ascomycota; Dothideomycetes; Pleosporales; Didymellaceae. The coding region runs from base 352 to 4074 and encodes 1240 amino acids. The record is from RefSeq and is a predicted model, not a curated record.